GCUAUACGGAAAGGAGUGCAGCGACACGAGGUGUCUACUAAGUCGAAAUAGGCUUGAACUCCGCCAGCUCGUCUGUUGGAGGGAUCCCACCAGACUAUUCCUUUGAAGAGUUAGAAUCAACCCCUUGGACCAAUGCGGGAGACCCUGGAAAGUCCCUUCCCCAGUUUUCGGGGAUUCUCCGCGCGUGGUCCAUCGGCGAAUGUGGAGUUGACGGCACAAAUGACGCAUUGGCGGCCAAUGCAGAAUCUACUAACUUGACGGCUUCGGAAAAAAGUAGGCCAUCAAGCAUCAUGCUAUCAAGAGCUUAGAAGUAUUAGUAUGGCCGUAUGUCACUUCAUCAUGGCGUUGAGGUUGUUGCUUUUCUGCUAUCGACCCAAUUGAACCUCCCCAGUUGAAACUGCAGCUUAAAAAUGGGGUUAAAAGCCUUCGGCUUCAUCGUUGCUGCAGCUCAGCUUUCUGCAGCGACUGCAGCAGUAUCUCGUCUGACUGUUGAUACGACUGUUGGGCGACUGUAUGGCAUGGUCAAUGGUUCAGCCCCAGAUGUUGCGCAGUUUCUUGGAGUUCCAUUUGCAGCACCUCCUGUGAAUGAGCUACGGUUUGCGCCUCCCCAGACGAAGCCUGCAGAGGCUAUCAUUGAUGCCACGAAGAUCGGCCCAUCUUGCCCGCAGUAUCCAUUGACUACUAAGACUGACCCGUCUGUGUACACGUUUGACUCUCCUUGGCUACAACCGUAUGGACCGACAUCAGAGGAUUGCCUGACUCUCAAUGUUUGGAGCCCAUUGCAUGCCGUCAAUGACACGGACGAACCAUUGCCUGUGUUGAUCUGGAUGUUUGGCGGCGGGUUCUAUGAAGGAGGACUAUUGACGAAUGGUUUUGAUCCGAGUAACUGGAUCCAAAGGACACAGUCUCAUAUUGUCGUUGCCAUCAAUUACCGGGUCAAUAUCUUCGGCUUUCCCAACGCUGCCGGCCUGGCAGAGAUCCAGCAGAACCUAAACCUUGGACUUCUUGACCAAAGAUUUGCUGUUGAAUGGGUUCGAGAUAACAUUGCUUCCUUUGGCGGAGACGCAUCCAAGAUAACCCUCUGGGGCCAGAGCUCUGGAGCAGCCAGCACGGACUACUACAACUACGCUUGGCCCGAUGAUCCCAUUGUGUCUGGCCUGAUUAUGCAUUCAGGCAGUGUCUUUGCUACCGGUUCCAGUGCGGACGUUGAGCAUACGAACUUCACCUUUGUAGCUGAGCACAUGGGCUGCGGCGAUCUCUCCCCUCGAGCAGAGUUGGCUUGCAUGAGAAACGUUAGCGCAGACUCUAUCAUUCAGUUUUAUGAGAACUACACCUUGUACUCGACCGGUCCUACUCUGAAGUUCACGACUAUUGUGGACAAUGUGACCAAAUUUGAGGACUACACUGCUAGGGCUUAUGCAGGAAAUUACUCUAAGCUUCCUGCUAUUUUUGGCACAAAUGCCAAUGAAGAAGCCUCCCUGGUUGCCUGGGCUGGGCCCCAAGGUCCAAACAUGACCUACGUCCACGAAGAGACUGUGUCCACCCAUCUCUGUCCGGCAAACUACAACGGGCAUCUCCGCUACAACACAUCCUCUCUCUCCUUCCGCUACUUCAAUACGGCCAACUUUAGCAACAUUUCACCUAGACCUUGGGAAGGAGCUUACCACAGCUCCGAGCUUCCAUUGCUGUUUGGGACGUACUCGGAGUAUGGCGGACCCGCUACGCCUUUUGAGACCGCUGUAGCCUCCCACUGGCAGGAUCUGUAUCUUGCUUUCAUGCGGGAUCCGGUCAAUGCGCUCCCGGCGAUGGGAUGGCCUGCGUACCAUCCUGAUGGUUAUGCGAUGAUGUUUGCUGCCAAUGGGACCGUUACGAGUCUGCUGCCAAUGAGUACCUUGGAGACCCCGUGUGCUGGCAUUCCUGAGCCAACCAUAGGAUGAGAGCAGUAGCUGCGCUGCCAGCACGGGUUGAGAAAAAGCCGAACAUGGGGCAGAAACCAAACGCAUGUACAU
Molecule: messenger RNA, 2009 nt
Organism: Aspergillus welwitschiae
Lineage: Eukaryota; Fungi; Ascomycota; Eurotiomycetes; Eurotiales; Aspergillaceae
Product: chlorogenic acid esterase precursor
Exons: 4
Coding region: 411-1937 (508 amino acids)
Source: RefSeq, a predicted model, not a curated record